Verticillium dahliae VdLs.17 is the source of this 540-nucleotide messenger RNA. RefSeq lists its product as uncharacterized. Bases 1 to 540 code for a protein of 179 amino acids. The transcript has 5 exons. NCBI's taxonomy places the organism in Eukaryota, Fungi, Ascomycota, Sordariomycetes, Glomerellales, Plectosphaerellaceae. The record is from RefSeq and is a predicted model, not a curated record.
AUGAGGUCAAUCAUCAGCCUGGCCAUAGCCUGGCUCGCCGCGACCGUCGUGGCGCAGUCGGACGAGUCGGGCAAGUACGAGGCUGUAUUCUUCUUCUACGCCUACGCCAACGAUUGGAUGAUGCAUCCGGGAAACAACACCAUCGGCGGCCGCAAGUCGGGCGGCAGCAAGGGCGGCUACGGCGGGUGCUGGAACCCGACGACCCGGUACGACAUCAACAUUGGCGACGCCUACGGCAUCGCCCGGCGCCUCGAACUGCAGAACAAGAAGCUCUACUGGGACCACAUUACCUACGUCAUGAAUACCUUCGGCAAGGACGCGGACAAGAAGGGCUCCUUAACGCAAUUUGUCAACGUGGCCGCCAACGCGCUGCAGCUCAUGAACAAAGCCGUGGCCAAGGACGACGUCGACGCCCUCAAGGAAUGGAUCGGCGACAAGGCGCCGAACGGCUUCAAGAUAGAUAUCCUCGACCUGCCCCUGGGUCAGAGUCAUCACCAGAUCUUUGGGGGUCUCACAUUUCAUCUUCGGCAAACAAUGUAA